Molecule: messenger RNA, 255 nt
Organism: Bipolaris zeicola 26-R-13
Lineage: Eukaryota; Fungi; Ascomycota; Dothideomycetes; Pleosporales; Pleosporaceae
Exons: 1
Coding region: 1-255 (84 amino acids)
Source: RefSeq, a predicted model, not a curated record
AUGCCUGCAGCGUACCAAACCCGUCCAUGUGCAAAAAAAACAACAACAACAAAAAAACACAGACAGGCUGUGCAUGACACGCGCGCACCCGCUCCCGGACGUAGGCGUUUGCAUUUGCAGCAUAGCAGAAUCAAACAAAACAGGGUUGAUGGAUGCCGGCACCAAGGGUUCUCGUGGCCGUCAUGGCAACGUAACAGGCUCCGCUUCCAAGGUAUGCAACGCAAUGCAAUGCAAAGGGAGGCCUCGGCCUGGUGA